GAUGCUAACCUUUUGUCAGGUUUGUGACAAACAUUUUUUUCCAGUGUCUUUGCCUGUUGAUUUUGUCCCCAUUUCCUUGGACAGAAAUUCUAAAUUAUUAAGCGGUCAAAUGUAGCAAUAUUUUCCAUAGUGGUUUGUUUUUACUGGACAACAUACUGUAGUAGGCUGGCAAGCGGUGUGCUUUGAGGUUAUUUAGUGCAAUCUGUGACUUUAGGCUAGUAGGCCAAUUGCUUAGCUUCUAAGUCUUGUUAUAACACCGUAUUUUUCAUUUGUGAAAUAGGGACAAAUGGGGCACCAAAUAUGUCACAGACUAUUGUGAGGAUUAAUGAAAUGAAGAAUGUAAAAUGUUAGCAUGCACCUUAAACACGCAGCAUAUGGUUAAGGACCAGACCGUAGUUCACUAUUUUCAUGUUGAGAGUUUCUCUCCGUUCGGGUAUGGCCUAAAGUUUCUCAAAUAUUUUAAAUUUUGUAUUCUUCAUAAAUUGAUUUUGGUGCACCAAACAACUUUUUGUAUAACUAAAGUCAAUUUUGAGUUUUCGGUUAGCUAGCAACCUCCAAGGCAGCCGAGAAGUAUCUGCCUACCAGCAGCCAUCAAGGGAUACAAGGCUAUGACCGGCGGGGCGGAGCCUCGCCCUGGCUGGGAGUGGGCGGGGCGCGCCUUGGAGCCGCCCCCGGAGCCCCCGCCCCGCCCCUCUGCCUCUCCUGCCUGGGGUUCUUGUGAAUCUCAGGCGCUGGGGCUGCGCUGUGGACUCCGCUGGUCUGUCCUGCACUAUCCUCGACUGCCACCCCAAAGACAAGCAUCUGGAGAAAUGGCCGCUCAGUGUGUCACAAAGGUGGAGCUGAAUAUUUCCUGUAACAAUCUUUUGGAUACCGAUGUAGGGUCAAAGUCAGACCCUCUAUGUGUGUUAUUUUUGAAUACAAGUGGUCAACAGUGGUAUGAGGUUGAACGCACAGAAAGGAUUAAGAAUUGCUUGAAUCCCAAAUUUUCCAAGACGUUUAUUAUUGAUUACUACUUUGAAAUUGUUCAGAAAUUGAAAUUUGGGAUUUAUGACAUUGACAAUAAAACUAUCGAGCUGAGUGACGAUGACUUCUUAGGAGAAUGUGAAUGUACCCUUGGACAAAUUGUUUCCAGUAAGAAGCUAACUCGACCACUGGUGCUUAAAAAUGGCAAACCUGCAGGGAAAGGGAGCAUUACGAUUUCAGCUGAAGAAAUAAAGGACAAUAGAGUGGUUUUGUUUGAAAUGGAAGCCAGAAAACUGGAUAAUAAGGAUCUGUUUGGAAAGUCAGACCCGUACCUGGAGUUCCACAAGCAGACAUCUGACGGAAACUGGCUAAUGGUUCAUCGAACAGAGGUUGUUAAAAACAACUUGAAUCCUGUUUGGAGACCUUUUAAAAUUUCUCUUAACUCUCUGUGCUAUGGAGAUAUGGAUAAAACAAUUAAGGUAGAGUGCUAUGAUUAUGACAAUGAUGGGUCACAUGAUCUCAUUGGAACAUUUCAAACCACCAUGACCAAACUGAAGGACGCCUCCAGAAACUCACCUAUUGAAUUUGAAUGCAUAAAUGAAAAAAAGAGGCAAAAGAAAAAAAGCUACAAGAAUUCAGGUGUUAUCAGUGUGAAACAGUGUGAGGUUGGUUUUAUCAGUGUGAAACAGUGUGAGAUUACAGUAGAAUGCACAUUUCUUGACUAUAUCAUGGGAGGAUGUCAACUUAAUUUUACCGUGGGAGUGGACUUCACUGGCUCUAAUGGUGACCCAAAAUCUCCAGACUCCCUUCAUUUCAUCAGCCCCAAUGGUGUAAAUGAGUAUUUGACUGCUAUCUGGUCAGUGGGACUGGUCAUUCAAGAUUAUGAUUUUGAUAAGAUGUUUCCAGCUUUUGGUUUUGGAGCCCAGAUACCUCCUCAGUGGCAGGUAUCCCAUGAAUUUCCAAUGAAUUUUAACCCAUCCAAUCCCUAUUGUAAUGGAAUCCAAGGCAUUAUAGACGCCUAUCGGGCUUGUCUUCCUCAGAUAAAACUCUAUGGACCAACUAAUUUUUCUCCAAUCAUAAACCAUGUGGCCAGAUUUGCUGCUGCAGCCACCCAGCAGCAGACCGCUUCUCAAUAUUUUGUACUCUUGAUCAUUACUGAUGGUGUGAUCACAGACCUUGAUGAAACCAGACAGGCCAUAGUUAAUGCUGCCAAGCUGCCCAUGUCCAUCAUCAUCGUUGGAGUUGGAGGUGCUGACUUCAGUGCCAUGGAGUUUCUGGAUGGUGACAGUGGAAGUCUUCGCUCACCAUCGGGCGAGGUGGCCAUCAGAGAUAUUGUCCAGUUUGUGCCUUUCAGACAGUUUCAGAAUGCACCAAAAGAAGCACUCGCCCAGUGUGUCUUGGCGGAAAUUCCCCAGCAGGUGGUGGGCUACUUCAACACCUACAAGCUCCUUCCUCCCAAGAACCCAGCUACCAAAUAAGAGGAAAUCAGAGGAGCUGUGACCACUUCAGUAGAGUUCUGCUGUACUUUGUGGAGCAAUGCCAUCUUUCACCUGGAACCUUGUGUCUGUUAUUUUGCAUACUCUUCACUUCUAACAUUUAUCAUGUAAACUUACUUCUAUAGAGAUUAUAUCUGUUUAAAUCAUUCUUUUAUACUCUUUUUGGGGGGACAGUGCCAAGUCUAUCUUGGCUCAAUCUAUUCAAUGAUUGCUAGUGACUUACAGUAAUUGCAAGAAGCCUAUUUGGAUUAGAAACUAGUGUAGCAAAAGCUGAUUUUGUUGUUUUUGUUUUUUCCUUUCAUAUGAUGAAAAUGCUGUUUUUAAAAGUUUGUCAUAAAGAAUGAAAGAUUGUUAGGAUGAUGUGAUCUGUACAUUGCUGUACUUGGUUCAUAGUAUAAGUUUUACAAGCCAGUGUCCAUACCUGAUUAUGAGAGCUUCUUCAAUUAGAUGAGAUUGAAUUUAUUCCUGGAACUCUGUGUUCUGUGCUUUUAUCUUUAAUUGCAUCUGAUUUUUGCUGCAUUUUAGACACUACAGUUUACAAAAUAGCAUGCUCUCACACGAGACUUCGUGAAAGUACUGACCGCAGGAAAGACAAAUACUCAAUUCUUAAAGUAUAUAAUCGACAAGUCAAAAAAAACCCUCAUGUAAGUAAGCCAUUUUUAUUUGCCUUUCUAGAUAUUUUAUUUUCAUUUUAGAAAACUGUAAUCAUGGUCAGAUUCAGCCUUCUCAUUGACUGAUGUGACACUCAGGAUUCUGUAGGUGCAUAGAUGAUAGAUUGUAGUGGAAUCUACAUUAAUAAAUUAGUUUAAAUGAGAUUCUUUAAAAUGGAGAUAACUGCUUUAUCCAGGAAAGCUAUGAGGACCAAACACAUAAAGUGAAAUUCAGAAUUUCAUUUCUUUAUAAUUAAACAUUUUACUUAUUUAAAAAAAAAAAAAAAAAGACAGUUUUUAUAUCCUUGCUAAGGUCCUGUGCAUUGAUUUGUGCAGAUUCAUUUAGACAUUUUCUCCUUUUUUUAAGUGGCAUUUUGGUGUGAUUUUUAAACUCAUAUUUCUGGUUAUCAAUCAAAAUCAUAUUUUGCAUUUUAAUUAAGUGUGCUAUUCCUAAGUCUGGAAUGUAUUGUAAUACGCAUAAAAACUGUUGUAACUUAAAAACAGAAAAAACAAACAAAAAAUAACUUUUCUAAUUGCUACAGUAAGAAAGAGUGUACUUUACAUGCUUUUUUUUUUUUUAGAGUAGAAUUUUUUUUCUAACUUGUACCCUUUUACAACAUAUUACCUAGGAUACAUGACAUUUUUAGAAUAGAUUCAGUAACAUUUUAUUGAGGACCUGUGUGCUAAGUACUGUGCAUAUCCGUAUAUUGGCCAAUUAUCUUCAGUAAUUUAAUGUUUAAAAUUGUGUGUUUAUCACAUACCCUAAAGUGGAUGUACACAGUGCCAUUUGACUUGCUGCCCUGCACCACAGCACAUGUUUCUUGCUCUCUGCAAUGUCUGAAGAAAGUGAGCUGUCAGCUGUGAAUGGCUUUGUCUUCUCAGAAACAUUGUCACUGCAAAGGUCAGGCUGAGAGGGAACCUGCCUGCUAUCCUUUUCUAGCCCAGGUAAGGAGUUGCCUACCUCCUUCCUGCUUGGCUAGCCGGCCUCUAGAUAUUUGCUGUUAACUGGAAGGUACCUAACUAGGAGUCUGCUACUCUGCAGUGUGGCUUACUAGUCAACAAGUCAUUUUAAAAUUACCAAAAAGGGAGAAGGAAACGGAUCAUUUUUCCAAUUAUUUGGAGCUGCAGUUGUCUCAGAUUGUCUCAGAUGUCCUAUUUGAGUUCUUUUUGUGUGUGGGUAACAGCAUGGCUAUAUUGUUCUGGUUUUCAGAUUUUUUCUUUUAAUCAUAGAAAACUUUUUGUACAGGCGGUCUCUGAUUAGAAGUAUCCUACGGAUGUAUGACUCACUUACAAAUGAAGGCUAUUGUGGGUAAUAGGUAAACAUACCUGUUCCAACUUACAUACAAACUCAACUUAAGAACAAACCUACAGACCCUAUCUCAUUUGUAACCCAGGGACUGCCUGUAUUCUUAGUAUAUGGUAAAAUAAAUGGAGCAUCUCCGUUUGAUGCCAGGGCAGGGUCCAGACCCAGGGUCUCUGGGUCUGCUCCUCAUUCUCCUUCACCAGCUCCUCAGCAGCACCCAUGUUGCCUGUACAAGGGGACAGGGGAAGUGCUGGCCAUGAGCACUCAUUGUUUGGCCAAAUAAUAGUCAUCCUGUUGAUUUGGUUUGGUCUUCAUAAUUUUAUAUUCUGGUUUUACCAGAAUUGUUCUGUUGAAAAGAAUUUUUUUUCAAGAAUUAUUAAUUCUUUUUUUUUCUUUUAAGACAGGUUGCUGUGGCAUCUUAGCUCACAGCAACCUCAAACUCUUGGGUUUGAGUGUGAGUGAUCCUCUUGCCUCAGCCUCCCAAGUAACUGGGACUAUAAGCGCCUACCAUAGUUCUUGGCUAUUUUUUAGAGACGGGUUCUCUUUCUGGCUCAGGAUGGUCUUGAACCUUUGAGUUCAGGCAAUCUACCUGCCUCGGUCUCCCACAUCCUGCGAUUACAGGCAUGAACCACCGUGCCCGGCCUAAGAAUUAUUAGUUCUUGAUCAGAUUCAUCAGUAGAUGCUAUUAUUUUUAAGAGCUGUGAUGCUAGCAAAUUAGAGUGGUGCCCUUUUUCAGUUUUGAAUUAAAGCACAUACAAUUUCUAAAUUAACAUUUUAUAAAAUUUGUAAAUUUUAGCCCUUAACCUCAUUGCAUGCUAAUUGAAUAUCAUUUUAUAUUAAAAUAGUCCUUUUCCCUGUUGUGCCACUAUUUAUUCAAGAUUGUCAGCUGUGUAGCUGGGGCAACCUCAGACAUAUGACACUCACAUUUUUUUCUUAAAAUGCAUUUAAAGAAAAAUUAACCGAACUGAACUUUCAUACUUUACAUAAUCAGAUUUAUUACAAAUGUGUAUUGUAGUGACAGUGCCGUGGAUAGACAUAUUUCUCAAAUAUGCCUGUGCUGAGAAAAUAUUAUACCAACUGUCCUAGUCACCUCAUACAUAGUAAGAAUUGAACUUCUAAGACCAUAAAAAUUUAAAGUCUCAUCAGGGAUUUCCAGCUGUACUGUCUAAGGCAGCCUUUCCAAAGUAAAUUCAUGUUCCCAUUGAUGCUUAUUCUAUCUUUUGACUUUUGUUAACUUUUUCAUUUUGUAAAUUUUCUGGAAAGACCUCUUCAAUACAUCCCUUUAUAUGUGUGAUUGAUGGUCAUAAGAGUGACACUUAUGGGAAAAAGAAGUUUGGUGGAAAUUGUGAGAGACUAUUUUGUGCUUUUAUGGAUGUGUAUACUUGAUGAUAUGUGUAUAAGUUACUAAUAUAUGAAUUGAUCUAUUUGAAUUCCCUUUGGAUAAAGUUAUUUCUUGAUGUAA
Nycticebus coucang (slow loris) is the source of this 5874-nucleotide messenger RNA. It is a transcript of the gene CPNE3, whose product is annotated as copine 3. Lineage: Eukaryota; Metazoa; Chordata; Mammalia; Primates; Lorisidae. The transcript has 16 exons. The coding region runs from base 609 to 2441 and encodes 610 amino acids. Gene Ontology annotation, molecular function: calcium-dependent phospholipid binding; receptor tyrosine kinase binding. Gene Ontology annotation, biological process: ERBB2 signaling pathway; cellular response to calcium ion. Gene Ontology annotation, cellular component: plasma membrane. The record is from RefSeq and is a predicted model, not a curated record.